AUGGAAAUGUACAACCGCCGGCGGCUGGGAGCCGUUUCCGGCGCCACCGUCGUGUAUGAAUCCGAUGAUGCAGGACCGACGGCUCAAGACGUUGCGGCAGUGGACGGGUGGUGUGAAGCGGCGAGCAGAAUCAACGGUGGCGAGAACGAGCACGAGCAGGGCACCCACAGUAUUACGCCUUCCGCGCCAGCACCGGCCUGCACGGACAGUGCUGCGAGUCGGUGGAAAAUUCGCGGAAGGAUCUACCAUCGGUCCCACCUGCACCUGUUGCUAGUCGCUGCCGUGCUGCUGACACACAUGCUUGUAAAUAUUAGAAUAGGAGAAGCAGCUAGUCAAAUACUCAACAAAGCGGAACCACUAUUCAUCUCCAGAUCGGAAGCAUUCAAGUUCGCUGUCGGCGAUACGAUUACACUACCCUGCGAAGUAGCCUCUCCAGGUACGUACGUGCUGGCCUGGAAGCGAGGCAUCGCGAUCCUGACCGCUGGUUCGGUCAAAGUCACACCGGAUCCGCGCGUCCGGCUCGUGAACGGCUACUCGCUACAGAUACGCGAAGCAGUACCGCAGGACGCUGGAGACUACAUCUGCCAGAUCGCCAUGAUGGAUCCGCGCGAAAUUACACAUCACGUGGAAAUUCUUGUUCCACCAAAAAUCACUCACGUCACAUCCGGCGGUCAUCUGCAGGUCCGGAAGGGUUCGCCGGUACGGCUCGAAUGCUCCGCCACCGGUAACCCGAUGCCCAACAUUACGUGGACCCGGAAAAACAAUCUGUUGCCAAACGGCGAGGAACAGUUCACCAAUCCCGUGUACGUCAUCGAAAACAUGGACCGGCAUAAGGGCGGAACGUACAUCUGCACAGCCAACAACGGUGUCGGACAGGUGGCUACCAGUCAAAUCAUUCUGCAUGUCCUUUAUCCACCUGAGAUAAGCGUCGAGAAUCCGAUCGUGUACUCCGGCGAGGGCCAGGAAGCGAUGCUCGUGUGUAUCGUGCACGGUGAAUCACAGCCGGAAGUACUGUGGCACAAGGAUACGAUGCAGAUCGACCAAACCGAACGGCACGUGAUCGAGAACCGCGGUGCCCGCCACACGCUCAUCAUCCGGAAGGUGCACCCGCAGGACUUCGGUAACUACUCCUGCAUCGCGGACAACCAGCUGGGCAAGACGCGCAAAACGGUGACGCUGACGGGUAAACCGAAGACGGCCGUGUUCCGUUCCGUGCCGAACAGCCAAUGGAAGGACAAGUACAACAUCUCCUGGAUCGUCGAUUCGCAUUCACCGAUCGAAGAGUUUAAGCUGUACUACCGGCAGGUGGACGGGGAUACGCUGCAAACGCACGACGGCAUCUUUCUCGACAGUCGGAAAAUGCACCACAGCUACGCGGGUGAUAAUAUGCUAGACUACAACCGGAAAAUCAACUCGUACGAUAGCUACUCGUACAACAAUGGCUACCACAAUCUGCACCACAAGUGGUCCAAGACGGACUGGCGGGAUAUUGUGCUGCCGGCCUUUCCCUACUCCCACCACUACACCCAGGGCAUGAGCUACCUGAUACGGGGUCUCGAACCGGACCAGCAGUACGAGGCACGGGUUCAAUCCAGGAACCGGUACGGUUGGAGUGACUUUUCCGAGAGCUUUCUGUUCACCACGUCAAACACAGAUACGGAGAUACGUGAUCUGAGCGUCACACACUACAGCUCGUCCAGGGCGUCGGUCAUAUUUGCCAGUGAGAUGCGUUGCCUGCUAGGAGCCCUGUUUCUGGUCGCCAUUUGCCGUUUGGUAAGCUUUUGA
This is a messenger RNA of Anopheles marshallii, 1785 nucleotides long. Its product is annotated as hemicentin-1-like. Gene Ontology annotation, biological process: synapse organization; homophilic cell-cell adhesion. Gene Ontology annotation, molecular function: protein binding; axon guidance receptor activity. NCBI's taxonomy places the organism in Eukaryota, Metazoa, Arthropoda, Insecta, Diptera, Culicidae. The transcript has 10 exons. Gene Ontology annotation, cellular component: neuronal cell body; plasma membrane; axon. The coding region runs from base 1 to 1785 and encodes 594 amino acids. The record is from RefSeq and is a predicted model, not a curated record.